Osmerus eperlanus (European smelt) is the source of this 1020-nucleotide messenger RNA. It is a transcript of the gene abhd10a, whose product is annotated as abhydrolase domain containing 10, depalmitoylase a. The record is from RefSeq and is a predicted model, not a curated record. The coding region runs from base 119 to 970 and encodes 283 amino acids. Gene Ontology annotation, cellular component: mitochondrion. The transcript is spliced from 5 exons. Gene Ontology annotation, molecular function: palmitoyl-(protein) hydrolase activity; hydrolase activity, hydrolyzing O-glycosyl compounds. Gene Ontology annotation, biological process: protein depalmitoylation. Lineage: Eukaryota; Metazoa; Chordata; Actinopteri; Osmeriformes; Osmeridae.
UGCCUUGUAUUGGAUUGUGUUUGCGACUGGCAGUGCUGUCAUCAUCAAACCCGAGACGAGCUGUUUUAAGGUCGCAUUAUUGUCCUCUCUCUAAAGUCUCCGCAGUGCGCGGAACAGAAUGGCGUCCACUGUUGUAAGGACGUUUAGUAGGGCACUUCAGUUAAAUGCCAAAAGAAAAGCGAUCACGUUUUCCGGUGUGAGACAUAAGGCUACAGUGCAGUAUGCAACGCGUCCUGACCUGCCGAAGUUGGCCUACAGGAAAGUAAAGGGGAAGAGCCCAGGGGUAGUCUUCUUACCUGGCUUCGCCUCCAACAUGGGUGGACAGAAGGCUGAAGCCCUAGAGGAGUUCUGCAAAUCCCUAGGUCACUCCUAUUUGAGGUUUGACUACACAGGCUGUGGGUCUUCCGAAGGUGCAUUGGCAGAUUGCAGUGUUGGCACUUGGAAAAAGGAUGUUCUGUAUGUUCUCGAUGAGCUUGUUGAAGGCCCACAAAUCCUUGUUGGCUCCAGUAUGGGAGGCUGGCUGAUGAUCCUGGCAGCCAUAGCUCGUCCAGAGCGGACUGCAGCCCUGGUCGGCAUCUCAACCGCUGCAGAUCACUUUGUUACUGUCUUCAACACCCUUCCUAUAGAGGCAAGGAAGGCGAUUGAGGAGGAGGGCCAAUGGGUGGUCCCCACCAAACACAACGAGGAGGGCUCCGUCACAUUCACGGUGGACUUCCUGAAGGAGGCGGAGCAACACUGCGUCCUGCAAAGCCCCAUUCCGUGCACGUGCCCGGUCAGGCUCAUCCACGGGAUGAAGGACCAGGACAUCCCCUGGCACAUCUCCAUGCAGGUGGCCGAGCGCGUCCUGAGCACCGACGUGGACGUCAUCCUCCGCAAGCACGGCAAGCACCGCAUGACGGAGAAGGAUGACAUCAAGCUCAUCGUGUAUACCAUCGACGACCUCAUAGACAAGCUGACCACGCUGGUUUGAGAGGGCGGCGGGGGGGGGGGGGGGGGGGUGGUGUUGUUCGCCACAGGACU